UGAAAAGUUUCAGUAGUCAGUCAGCUUUAGUUUUAAUAACAGAGAAUUCUGAAUCUAAUAUAACACUAAAUAUUUGCAUUUUAAAUUUCCUAAUCAGAAAUCCACCUAUGAGAUGAUCUCAUUUUACUCUUCUGCAGGUCUUGAAAGCUUUAUUGUUGCUGAGUUUUGCCUCACUGCUGCACGCCAGGAAAGGGCAGGUGCUGACGGUGCAGAUGAGGGACGGAAGCAGAUCAAGAGGCGCCAACGUGAAGCUGGUCCUGGAUACGUCAAUUUUACCUGACCUGUCUAGAAAAUCCGUCUCAGACAUUGCCAACAUGUCUUUGUCACCAUGGAUUUACAGAGACUCCUGUGAUGCCUCUCGUUUACCGAGGCGGAUCUCACAGGCCCACUGCUUGACCUCCGGCUGUCUGAGCCCGCUGGGGGGACAGGAAGAUUUAACUCUGGAGGUUAAACCCAUCCAAUAUCAGAUCCUGGUCCUCCACAGAGUCCCAAAGCAAAUUAAGAAAACCGGAAAAAGGACAAAGAAGAAGUACGAAUUUGUUCUGGGGACCGAGGUGGUCACAGUUGGCUGCACCUGCGUGAGGCCUGCAAUCAUACCUCAGCAGUGACCAGAACCUACAAUGUACAGUGUUGUUCGUGUGAUGCUUUACUUAUUUUAAAUCUGUUUCUGCAAAUGGUUUAAAUCAGUUACUGAUCAAUAUGACUGCAACUUUCUCAGAUGAUGCUGUGGUUAUCAUAUAAGGACUUUAUGGCCAGUGUGAUAAUUUGGUAAUGCUUUUAUGCUUAAUGCCUCUCUGUUCAGUCACAAUAUGUGACAGCACAAUGAAAAUAUGUGAAUGAGAGCAGUUUUUGGGUGGAAUUUUGAUGUAUUAAAAUACACUUGAGCUUUGUUGUUUUACAAAUAGAUGUAUACAUGCAGCACUGAUUUCAUUCAUAUUCCAGUUUUUUAGAUUAAAUUUUAUACAUACA
Melanotaenia boesemani (Boeseman's rainbowfish) is the source of this 969-nucleotide messenger RNA. It is a transcript of the gene il17a/f3, whose product is annotated as interleukin 17a/f3. Gene Ontology annotation, cellular component: extracellular region. Gene Ontology annotation, biological process: inflammatory response. The coding region runs from base 213 to 608 and encodes 131 amino acids. The transcript is spliced from 4 exons. The record is from RefSeq and is a predicted model, not a curated record. Gene Ontology annotation, molecular function: cytokine activity. Lineage: Eukaryota; Metazoa; Chordata; Actinopteri; Atheriniformes; Melanotaeniidae.